Nerophis lumbriciformis (worm pipefish) is the source of this 2020-nucleotide messenger RNA. RefSeq lists its product as uncharacterized. Gene Ontology annotation, cellular component: nucleus. The record is from RefSeq and is a predicted model, not a curated record. Gene Ontology annotation, molecular function: DNA-binding transcription factor activity, RNA polymerase II-specific; RNA polymerase II cis-regulatory region sequence-specific DNA binding. Gene Ontology annotation, biological process: regulation of transcription by RNA polymerase II. NCBI's taxonomy places the organism in Eukaryota, Metazoa, Chordata, Actinopteri, Syngnathiformes, Syngnathidae.
CUUUCCGGAUGUUAAAAAUAACGACAUCACGUAAAAUAUCAACGACAGUCUCUGGGACAUCAUGAUGGACCACCGCCUGCAAACAUGUUUAUGUCCUGAAACGAAGCUGAAAUGUGAAGUUUUACCAUCAGAUGUGCUAAAAGUAGUCAUUGGUGAAGAAGAGCAGCAGGAGCGCAGGGUGAAGCAGGAGGAGCCACUGCCCGCCUACAUUAAAGAGGAAGAGGAGGAGCACAGCAUCAGCCAAGAAGAAGAGGAACUAAAAGGGUUUAAGGAGGUGGACAUAAGCAAGGUCCAAGUGAAGAAUGAAGAAGAUGAUGAGGAGCGAGCCGAGUGGUCACAUUUUCAUCACAGUGAGGAGAUGAGAGGCGAAGACUACAUCUUAGAUCCACUGUCAGACUGUGAAGACACAUCACAAUCUACGGACACUGAUGAAGAACUUCUGAAGACUAAAAAACACUCGAUAGGCGACCACGACAAACACUUUCAAUGUUCUCAUUGUAACAAAAGUUUUGGGAAAAAAAAGAAUCUGACAACACACAUGUCGCUUCACACGGCAGAAAACCCUUUUAGUUGCUCGUUUUGCAGUAAAACAUUUAAGAAGCGCUCCAAUUUAAUCACCCACUGUCGUAUUCACACCGGAGAGAAACCGUUCUCCUGCUCGCUUUGCGGCCUUAAGUUCUCUCAGAAAGGCAGCUUGGUGAGACACACCACGACUCACACUGGAGAAAAGACGUUUACCUGCCCGGUCUGCAACGUAAGUUUGUGUCAGCGCUCCGACUUGAUCGUCCACUCUCGCAUUCACACCGGAGAAAAACCUUUCACUUGCUCACUUUGCGGUGUCAAGUUCUCUCAAAAAGGUAGCUUGGCUAGACACAGGAGGAGCCACACCGGGGAGAAACCUUUUUCCUGCUUAAUCUGCAACACCAGCUACAGUCGGCGGUCAGCUUUGGUCCAUCACAUGAGAACACACACAGGAGAGAUUUGUAGUUGAGUGUGUGAUGAUUAAAAAGUCUGAAAAAUAUGGAACUAUUGGUACUUUAAUACAUACGUGUUGGAUGUUGAAUCCAACACGCUAAACAAAUGUUCAAGCAUUCCUUGACCUAAGGCAGCAGUGUCCAAAGUGUGGCCAGCAGCUUGUUUUUUAUGAGCAAAAAGACAAUAAAAAAGAGGAGAGUUAAAGAAACGUCGUAACUUAAAGCUACAUUAUUUCUAAAUGACCACCUACGUCCCUCAAACGCUUUUCUUCUAUUCCUUUGCGGGCUUGGGAGAGAGACCAUUGCAUUGCUUUAUUUUCGCUGGAGCGGGAUUUUUCCAAGUUUAAAGAUAGUCUUUAUCCUUCAGUCGCAGCAUUUAAGCGAAUUGGACCAGGCAUCUAGUGUUGAUUUCCCCACUUUCUUAACAUUUUACCAUUUCUAAUUUCAUUUCACUUUCAUUUUCUUUGACGUACUGCCAUCAGAAAAGUCUGCCUCCCGCUUGGAAGAUGCAAUGAUGGGGAAAAAGUGAAUCGCACGCAGCUGGUUGUAUUUUUAUACAGUAUUAAUCAUUUGUGGGACUGCAUCAUAACCACGAAAUGAAAACACGAGUUCUGCCUGCAAGUUUUUUUUAAAGCGUUUUUACAAUAUUUUAAAUAAAUAUAUUACAAUUUUUCAGUAUGCAUCCCUUGGUGGAAAAAGGAUCAUGUCGCCAUGACUCUAAUAUUUUUCCAGAGAUUUGUUGAAUCUUUUAUGGCAGUAAAACUGUGGUAUUUAAUAAUUAUGUAAACUUGUCAGCGUCCAAUCAGAAACUCUAAAAGGACCACCACAUUGUACAGCAGUGCUUUGUGAACUGUAUUAAAAUCUUACCUGUCAAGUGUGGACACAGAUGUCCAAACAUGUCUGGUCAUCUGUUGAGGUCUUUUCCCGCCACAUGUAGGCAGGGGGCGCUGUUUCAAGUAACACAAACGGUCUUUCAAAUACAGUCAUUUGUAGUUUAUGGAGGAAAAGCCCUGUAUCCAUGGCAACGGCACAGGCGGCAAUAAAAA